AUGUCUCUGAAUGGAACUAAGAAGCCUGUGAUCGCCGUGGUGGGUGCAGGCCCAGGCAUGGGUGAAGCCAUCGCCCGACGCUUCGUAGCCGAAGGCUUUGCAGUCGCUCUACUAGCCAGGACAGAGGAAAAGCUCCAAACAAUGGCACAAGGUAUAGAUAAGGAUUAUGGGAAAGACACAGCACAGUACUACAUCACAGACCUUCGAGUCGAAGAAUCAGUCAGCUCGAGUUUCCGCAAGAUUCGCAAUGAGCUAGGACCCGUCAACGUGCUCGUCUACAACGCAGGUGCUCGAAGAGUCAACGGCAGAUCAAUCCUGGAUACAACGAGUGAAGAGUUUGAGAAUUUCACCAAGAUCAACCUCUUCGGGGCUUUUUGGUCUACGAAGUGCGUUCUUCCUGACAUGCUAGCUGCUGGGAAGGGCACCAUUCUCUUCACGGGUGCUACAGGGGCUCUGAGAGGGACUCCUGGCCUAUCGAGCUUCAGCCCAGGAAAGUUUGGUCUAAGGUCUUUGUGUCAAGUCAUCACACGAGAAUAUCAAGCGCAAGGAAUACAUGCAGCACACAUCAUUAUUGAUGCUCCCGUUGAUGGGAAGUUAAUUGGUGGCGUGAGAAGGAGGCAAUGGGCGCGAGAGGAUGCGAAGGAGAAACUUGAGGACAUUGAUGCGCACCUUCUUCAGCCUGCGGACCUGGCGCACACGUAUUGGUUUCUGCAUACUCAGCCGAGGAGUGCAUGGACGCAUGAACUGGAUGCGCGACCUAUGAAGGAGCAGAUGUUUUCAAAACUCUAG
Molecule: messenger RNA, 789 nt
Organism: Lithohypha guttulata
Lineage: Eukaryota; Fungi; Ascomycota; Eurotiomycetes; Chaetothyriales; Trichomeriaceae
Exons: 2
Coding region: 1-789 (262 amino acids)
Source: RefSeq, a predicted model, not a curated record